AUGUCGCGCUUAGCCCGUCGAAGCUGUUGGUCUCUCCAUUUCAAAAACCUCCAUCAUUCCCUCAUCAAAACGACGUCGUCUUUCUCCACUGACUCAACACAUCAUCCUUCUCCACCUCCGAUCCGCGUCGAGCUCACCGAAUAUGCCGGCCGAGGCGUGUUCGCCUCCCGUAGAAUUGGUGCCGGCGAGCUCAUCCACACCGCGAAACCCGCUGUUGCGCAUCCUUCUCUAUCUAUGAUUCACACCGUAUGCUAUUCCUGUCUUAGGAAACUUCCAAACCGCCAUAGCACCGAUGACAUGUCAUUUUGCUGUAUACAAUGCGAACAACUAUCUAAGAAGUUUUACGAUGUUGAGAAGAAGGCAGAUUGGUCGAGCUUUAAUGAGUACUGCCGACUGCAGGGUCUAAAAUAUCCACUUCUGGUCAAGCGUUUGGCUUGUCAGGUUAUUUCUGGAGCCGUCACUUAUGACAUUCUUGACGUACUUCAACCAGAGAUUCUAUCUUCCGAUCAAAUUUCUAGGAUGAAGAAGGAAGCAGCCCUGCUAAGAAGCACUUUUGAGGACUCGGAUUUUGAAAGUGAGAAGAUGGCAUUUCUAACUGAAGAAUGGUACGCUGGAGUUCUAGCACGGAUUCGUAUCAAUGCCUUUCGAAUUGAAUUGGCAAUAGGAUCAUAUGAGGAUCUUCUUUCCUCAGCAGCAGCCUUGGUAGAAGCAGAAUCUGCUGUUGGAAAUGCCGUUUAUGUGCUUCCUUCUUUAUACAAUCACGAUUGUGAUCCUAAUGUAAAUAUUUUGUGGAUUGAAAAUGCGGAUGCUAAAAUAAAAGCUCUCCGUGACAUUGAAGAAGGGGAAGAAUUGCGGAUAUGUUACAUUGAUGCGAGCAUGGAUUAUGGGGCUCGACAAAGAAUCCUGCAUCAAGGAUUUGGUUUUCAAUGCAACUGCCCCAGAUGUGUCUCAAAGGACUAAACUUUAUUGAUCUACACUUGUUAAAAACAAGAUGCUUUACAAUACACUAAAAUAUUUUAUUUAUUUA
Molecule: messenger RNA, 1027 nt
Organism: Erythranthe guttata (spotted monkey flower)
Lineage: Eukaryota; Viridiplantae; Streptophyta; Magnoliopsida; Lamiales; Phrymaceae
Gene: SDG38
Product: SET domain protein 38
Cellular component (GO): nucleus
Molecular function (GO): protein binding
Source: RefSeq, a predicted model, not a curated record